AUGUUACUAACAGACGAUAUGCAUAUUCCUAAUAGCUGCGGAUUUUCUCAUGACAUUACAUUGAUAACGGGUUUAUCUGACAAGGCAGAUAACGGUAAAAAUGGUUCACUUUAUAGUAAACGUCAUCAUUCUCCUCCUCCAAUGCGUGCACACCACCAACCAGUUAUGAAAUUCAACGCUGAUAUGUGGAUGCAGGACUUUAAACAAAAUGUUAUGGAAAAAUUGUUUAAAGAAGAAAGGUUUAAGGCUUUUCAAAAAAAACGAAGAGGAUUGGAAAAUGUUAUGGAUGUUAGCGACGAUGAAGAUUGGCAGGAACAACAAAAGAUCACUCCGGUGAUCGCAUCUUCUCAAUAUUUAAUCCAAUCAGUCGUACAAAAUGAAUGGGAAAAUUAUCAAUCCUCUCCAUUUUCUCAAUACCAACUUUGGUUACAAGAACAGCAAUUACUCUAUGCUGCGCAACAAUAUCAACAAACUGUUAUAGCAAAGAAUUUGCCCCCAGAAUGGUUUCAGUAUCGAGAAAGCACGAACAAUGAAUGA
Molecule: messenger RNA, 537 nt
Organism: Funneliformis caledonium
Lineage: Eukaryota; Fungi; Glomeromycota; Glomeromycetes; Glomerales; Glomeraceae
Source: the annotation of a GenBank genome assembly